Messenger RNA from Colletotrichum navitas, 506 nucleotides. RefSeq lists its product as uncharacterized. Bases 88 to 429 code for a protein of 113 amino acids. The record is from RefSeq and is a predicted model, not a curated record. The transcript is spliced from 2 exons. Lineage: Eukaryota; Fungi; Ascomycota; Sordariomycetes; Glomerellales; Glomerellaceae.
ACUUUCUCUCUGCUUUCUUACCUUUCAUUCGACCUUUGUGAUAUUCCGAUUUCCUAAGCAGCAGGGCAACACCAUCCAUACACGAAAAUGCGCUACAUAGCCACUACACUCCUUGCUGUUAGCCUUCUUACAGGCAGUGCUUCAACAGCGCCACUCCCUCAGGACGAGAUUGACCCCUCAAACCUUGGCAACAUUCCAAGUGGCGGCCCUAUCGUCACCUCCGGCAGCCAGAUCCCUCAUCGCAAGAGAUCACCGCUCAACAUCGACCUGCCCCCCUCGCACGAGGCCUCUACUGAGUCCACUCAACAUAAGAGAUCUCCUCUCAACAUUGAGCUACCCCCCUUUGUUCCUGACGUCCCCUCUCACAGGAGAUCACCGCUCAACAUCGACCUGCCCCCCUUGCACAAGGUCUCUACUGAGUCCACUUAACAUAAGAGAUCUCCUCUUAACAUUGAUCUACCCCCCUUUGAUCCCUCCGUCACCUCUCACAGGAGAUCUCCAGCCCC